This is a messenger RNA of Phaedon cochleariae (mustard beetle), 3960 nucleotides long. The record is from the annotation of a GenBank genome assembly. Lineage: Eukaryota; Metazoa; Arthropoda; Insecta; Coleoptera; Chrysomelidae.
AUGGACAUAACCAAGGAGAGCUACAAUCCAAAUCCGAGAGAUAAGGCCAAUCCUCUUUCGGUUCUACUGUUCUCUUAUACCUAUGAUAUAUUCAAGAAAGGACACAGGAAAACCUUAGACGUAGAUGACCUGUACAAUCCUAUCGAAAGCGACAGAAGCACAGUACUAGGAGACAGAUUAGAAAGAAAAUGGCUGAACCACGUAGAAGUAUGCAAGAAACGCCAGAAGCAGCCCAAGCUCUUCCACGUCCUGGUAUCGACCUUCUGGCCGGAGUACCUAUACCUGGGCACCAUCUCAGUGUUCAUGGACAUCCUGGUGCGUCUGUCGCAGCCCAUCAUGCUGGGCUACCUGCUCGACUACUUCAAACCGGGACCCAAGACCACCACCAAGAGCGAGGCUAUGUGGUACGCAGGCGCUGUGGUGGGUCUGAACGCUCUCAGCGCCUUGAUGAUCAAUCAGUACAUCAUGAACGCCUUCCAUUAUGGGAUGAAGGUCAGAGCGGCUGUUUGUGCUCUCAUCUAUAGAAAAGCCCUAAGACUUAGUAAAACGGCUCUGGGAGAAACAGCAUCCGGGAAAAUUGUGAAUUUGCUCUCGAACGAUGUCAGUCGCUUCGACGUCGUCUCAAUUUUCAUCCACUAUAUGUGGGUUUCCCCAACAGCUGCCCUAUUCGUCAUGUACUUCCUGUACUCAGAAGCAGGAUAUGCAGGAGUGUUGGGCAUAGUGGCUGUAUUUCUCGUUGUGCCUCUACAGGGUUAUACUGGCAAACUGGCUGCAAUCUACAGAAAACAGACAGCGCUGAAGACAGAUGAACGAGUGAGGAUGAUGGACGAAAUCAUCUCUGGGGUGCAAGUUAUCAAGCUGUACGCCUGGGAGAAACCAUUCGAAAAACUCAUCAAACUAGCCAGAAAAGCCGAAAUCAAAAUCGUCACCAAAUCUUCCUACGUCCGAGGAUUGUACAUGACCUUCAAUUUGUUCACUACUAGAGUAGCUCUGUUCUGUACUUUGCUCACCAUGAUUCUGUCUGAUCAAAAAAUAACAGCUACUAAGGUAUUUGUGUUCAUGUCAUACUUCAAUAUACUAUCCCAAACUAUGUCUUCCAUGUUCGUGCGUGGUAUAUCUGAGGUUGCCGAGCUAUUCGUGGCUGUGAAGAGACUCCAAGACUUCAUGUUGAAUGAGGAGUUCCAAACCAUCUCUGAAAGUCAGAAUAACAACGAUUCCAAGUACCUGGUCAACGAACACGUGGUCAGCCUGAAAAAUAUCACUGUCAAAUGGAACUUGUCCCUCAGCGAUAAUGCUCUGACCAACAUAAAUAUAAAUAUAGAUAGAGGGGGGUUGAUUGGUGUAAUUGGACCUGUUGGCAGUGGAAAAAGUUCCUUGUUGCAAACGUUGUUAGGUGAACUGGAAGUAGUUUCUGGAACGAUUGAAGUGAACGGAACAGUGGCUUACGCUUCACAGGAGCCCUGGGUCUUCGCAGCAACUGUUCGCCAAAACAUCAUUUUCGGAUCCGACUACGACAAAAAACGCUAUAAUGACGUGAUACGAGCUUGCGCUCUGGAAAAGGACUUUUCGCAGUUCCCCAACGGAGAUCAAACCAUCGUUGGGGACAGAGGAGCGUCUCUGAGCGGUGGACAAAAAGCUAGGAUAAAUUUAGCCAGAGCCGUUUACAGGGACGCCGAUAUUUAUCUUCUAGAUGAUCCACUGUCUGCGGUGGACAUCCAUGUUUCCAAGCAUCUGUAUGAUGAAUGCAUCAACGGGUAUUUAGCCAAUAAAACUAGGAUUCUGGUCACCCAUCAAGUUCAUCAUUUGAAAGAUGCAGACAACAUCAUAAUUUUGAACAACGGACAAAUAGAGAAUGAAGGGUCAUUCAAAAAACUAUCCCAAAGUGACAAUAUUUAUGCGAAACUACUAACAAGCGAGAGAGAACCGACUGAUGAAGAGAGACUCAAGCAAGCUGAGACUAAAAUCUCCAGAAAAUUAUCACUCAAAAGCAGUAGAAAGUCUUCCUUGGUCAGCACAGUUAGUGAGCUGAGUCUUCCAGACGCUCUGCUCCAAGAAGACAACGAAGUGGAAGAGGAAGAAGAGGAAGAAAUCAAAAUGAAAGACCUGCAGGAAGAAUCUUCGAAAGGCAAAGUCCACGGAUCUUUAUUCUGGCAAUACCUCAAUGUCGGCGGCAAUAUCUGCCUCGUAUUGACCGUAUUGUUGUUGUUCAUUUUGGCCCAAUUCAUGGCCAGUAGUGUGGAUUACUUCGUCAGCUACUGGGUGAACAUAGAGGAGAUCAGAAGUCCUGUCAAUGUCACCAAUGGAGUCACCAUAGAACCGACUCAUCAUUGGAGUACAGAGACCUGCCUGUACAUAUACGCUGGCGGACUGGGGCUGUUGUUUCUAGUCGCCUUAUCUAGGUCUAUGCUGUUCUAUAAACUUGCCAUGUUGAGUUCGCAGAAGCUGCACAAUAUCAUGUUUAGCAGUGUGAUAGGAGCAACCAUGCGGUUUUUCGAUACGAACCCUAGUGGCAGGAUCUUAAAUAGGUUCUCCAAGGAUAUAGGAGGUGUUGAUGAAUUAUUACCCAAGGCUAUUUUGGAUGCAGGACAGAUACUACUCAUGAUGGUUGGGUCGUUGGUACUCGUAGCGGUUAUCAACCCUUACUUCCUUAUCCUAGUUGCAGCCAUUGGGGUUGUAUUUUUGUCAUUCAGGAACAUCUAUUUAAAGUCGUCGAAAAAUAUCAAACGCCUCGAAGGAAUGAUGAGAAGUCCAGUUUUCACCCACCUCAACGCAACUCUACAAGGCCUAACCACGAUCAGAUCUUUCGGUGCCCAAGACAUCUUGAGAGACGAAUUCGACAAGCACCAAGACAGCCAUACGAGCGCUUGGUUCAUGUACAUAGCCGUCAGUUCAGCGUUUGGCUUCUAUCUGGACGUCCUCUGCUUCAUAUUCAUCACUGUGGUCACCUUCAGCUUCCUCACCUUCGGAGAAUCUCUCGGUCUCCGUGUUGGAGACGUGGGUCUGGCGAUAACGCAAGCGACAGCUUUGACCGGUAUAGUGCAAUGGGGUAUCAGACAAUCAGCCGAGGUUACCAAUCAGCUGAUGUCCGUCGAGAGAGUGCUGGAAUACAAGACCUUGCCCAAGGAGAAACAGCCCGAACAGCCUAAAACUCCUCCAAAAACUUGGCCUCCACAGGGACAAAUCGUCUUCGACAGCAUGGGGUUGAAGUAUGUGGAAGGUGGACCAUUGGUGCUAAGAGAUUUGAAUUUGGUCAUCAAGCCUAAUGAGAAGGUGGGUAUAGUUGGUAGAACAGGUGCAGGCAAAUCAUCCCUUAUUUCUGCGCUCUUCAGACUGGCGAUAGUAGAAGGUGGAGUGAAAAUUGAUGACAUUGACACUAGAGACAUCAAACUUGAGGAAUUGCGCUCGAAGAUAUCCAUCAUACCUCAAGACCCUGUCCUGUUCUCAGGUACCUUGAGGUACAAUUUGGAUCCGUUCGACCAAUACAAAGAUGAUGUUCUGUAUAAGGCUCUGGAAGAAGUCGAGCUCAAAGAUCCUGCGAAUAUCAUCAACAGAUUGGAAAAUAGGGUUAUGGAUAGAGGGUCGAAUUACAGCGUGGGACAGAGGCAGUUGAUAUGUUUGGCGAGGGCUAUCAUCAGGAAUAACAAGAUACUUAUGUUGGAUGAAGCUACUGCUAAUGUUGACCCUCAGACUGACGCUCUAAUUCAAAAGACCAUCCGAAGAAAAUUCGCUGACUGCACUGUUCUGACAGUGGCUCACAGACUGAAUACCAUCAUGGACUCUGACAAGGUCCUAGUCAUGGAUGUCGGUACCAUGGUGGAGUUCGACCAUCCCCAUUUGCUGCUGCAAAACCAACGGGGAGCCUUUUACAAGAUGGUGGUUGAGUCAGGUAGAAACAUGAGUGAUCAGCUGAGGAGGAUAGCCAGGGAGAGUUAUCAGAAACAACAUGCAGUGCCGGAAUAA